AUGAGCAGCUCUGGGGAGGAGGACCAGGCAGUUCAUGGUAGUAGCGCUCCCCCGGCCGCCGCUGCCCAGACUGUGGCGGCUGCUACCGCGGCGGCAGGCGCCCGGGCGCGGGCUCCGCAUCUCUCCCCCUGCCCCGCGCCCCGGGGCCGUGGGAGCACAAGAGCAAACUCAAGCCCCCACUCCCCCAGGAGCCCCUCAGCUCACACCGAGACCCCUUUCGUUUCCCGCGCCUUCGUCUCCGGGUCUCCUCGCCCACCCCCUCGCGCAGCGAGCUCCCCCUCGCGCAGCGAGCUCCCCGCCGCCCAGCGCAGCCCAACUUCUGCCGGGCUGUGCGCCUGGCGGUUGCUCCUCUCCCCGGAGAUCGAGGCGAGCGCUCGCGGUCCACUCGGGCCCGAGGAGUGGGAAAGGCGGGUGCCCGAGAGAGCGGUGGCCAGUCGGAGGCUCACAUCUCAGCGUCUCCCGCUCGGGUCCGGGGCCGGGCUGCUGGCGCGGACGCUGCUACCGGGGCGGAGGUGCGGACCGGCUCGCGCUCCAGCCAAGGCUGAGAGCCGGGCAGGGACUGGCUGGUCGGCGCGCGGGGACGCAGAGCAGCCACCUGACGCUGCUACCGCCCCCCUCCGGGCUCCGGCGCCCGAAACCUUCCUGAACACUGGCGCUUUCCGCACCGCCCUACCCCACCCCCGGAGCGGAGCGCGGGCUCGGGAGUCCGAGCGCGCGGCAGGCUCCCGGAAUGGCCCCGGCGACCCAGGCCGGGCUGGGCGUGUUGGGGGAGCGGGCGGCCGCCCGGGGAGCUUCCUUCAGGACCGCUGAGCGCAGGAGGCGAGCCGCGAGCCCGCCACCGCUGCAAAGUUCUGGGGAAGGGGCUGCACCUGGGCCUGUCAAGAAAGGACGAUUGUGUAAACAGGGUCAAAGAGAGGGGGACCAGAAGGGCACCGCCCCGGAGUCAGCGGUUGGUGGUGGAGCGAAGUCUUGAGUGCUGAAGGCGAAAGAAUAUUUGGAUGGCUGCGUCCCCUUUUGCUGGGGUCACAACGUGCUAGAGGA
This is a messenger RNA of Cebus imitator (Panamanian white-faced capuchin), 1041 nucleotides long. Its product is annotated as translation initiation factor IF-2-like. The coding region runs from base 1 to 810 and encodes 269 amino acids. NCBI's taxonomy places the organism in Eukaryota, Metazoa, Chordata, Mammalia, Primates, Cebidae. The record is from RefSeq and is a predicted model, not a curated record. The transcript has 3 exons.